GUAGGAUUCCUUUCUCUUGUUUCACGGUCAAAUAAUUCUUAGCUCGCAUCACUCUCGUUUCUGCCUUUCUGGCUUUCUCCUUUCUUUUUUGUGUUGGUGCUGGAGGAUUUAAUAUUGUUGGUUCGAAUUACUUCAAGUUCGUUUGAUUUCUAGGGUUCUUUCGCUACAACUGCUGCUGUAAUGGAUCUUAAUCUAGAUGCUCCUCAUUCGAUGGGAACCACCAUUAUAGGAGUCACCUAUGACGGAGGUGUCGUCCUCGGCGCUGAUUCCAGAACCAGCACUGGGAUGUAUGUUGCUAACCGGGCAUCGGACAAAAUCACGCAGCUGACGGAUAAUGUCUACUUGUGCCGCUCUGGAUCAGCUGCAGAUUCUCAAAUUGUUUCUGAUUAUGUGCGCUACUUUCUUCAGCAACACACGAUACAGCUGGGACAGCCUGCAACUGUCAAAGUUGCUGCAAACCUAAUCAGGCUUUUGUCGUAUAAUAAUAAGAACAUGCUACAAACUGGCCUGAUUGUUGGUGGAUGGGACAAAUAUGAAGGAGGCAAAAUAUAUGGAGUGCCUCUUGGUGGGACAAUUCUGGAGCAACCUUUUGCAAUUGGAGGAUCUGGUUCCAGUUACUUGUAUGGGUUCUUUGAUCAAGCUUGGAGGGAAGGAAUGUCUAAAGAUGAAGCUGAGAAAUUAGUGGUGAAAGCCGUCUCUCUUGCCAUUGCUCGAGAUGGUGCAAGUGGAGGUGUUGUGCGAACUGUCAUUAUAAACUCGGAGGGAGUGACAAGGAACUUCUACCCAGGGGACACCCUUCCACUAUGGCACGAGGAGUUGGAACCCCAGAACUCGUUGCUCGACACUCUCUCGUUAAAUAGUCCGGAGCCAAUGAGCACUUGAAAGAGUGAGAAUCAAUCUUGCUUUGCCUUGUGAAAUGUCCACCAGAAGUGGUGGUUGAUUUUAACUCUCUCACAGUUAAAACUCUGCACUCGUUCACAGGAUCCAGCUUCCAUGCCUAGAAAUUUACCUUUUCUUUGUACGAAUUAAAGACGUGUAAUGGAUGGUCUUUAUAGUCGCAUCAUGAAAGAUGAACAUUAUCACUGGUAUAAACACACUUUUCUUAACGUGUUCGUGUUGUUUGUAUUUUGAGUA
This is a messenger RNA of Nelumbo nucifera (sacred lotus), 1134 nucleotides long. Its product is annotated as proteasome subunit beta type-6-like. The record is from RefSeq and is a predicted model, not a curated record. Gene Ontology annotation, cellular component: cytoplasm; proteasome core complex. Lineage: Eukaryota; Viridiplantae; Streptophyta; Magnoliopsida; Proteales; Nelumbonaceae. Gene Ontology annotation, molecular function: threonine-type endopeptidase activity.